GGUCAAUGUCAUUACUGCACGGUGUCGUUGUUUUCUUAUCUCUUAUGUGCAGAGUUACAUCCCUUGAAACAAUGGCGUGUCUCGGGGAAGAAUUUACGAAGAAAUCUGAUCUUAUCUGAUAUAAUCGAGGCAAAGGUGAUAUAACAAAUUUGCAUUUGGUCAACAGACUUAGCAACUGAGCAGAUAUAUGUGUUUUCCUGGAUAUAAAGAGUAGUUUGUACUCGGAUAUAAGCAGAGCUAGUACGGUCAUGGAUGAGCGACUUCUUGGAAAGGCUGUGGAAUACCACGGUCCAGACUUUCUACGGCAGUUGCAACUAGAGCAGGAAAAGGUGCCCGCAAACAUAUUCCUGCAUUUACAGAACCACCGACCACAAGUUCCGGAGAUCAAUGACCCCACAUUUAUCAUGAACAUGAGGAGAUUUGUAUCCAAGAAGGCGGACAUUCUGUUUAAGCCCUAUGAAAUGUUGGAGAUGAAAUCGUUAGACCCGACUGAUGACGAAGAUUCCUAUGCCAAGAUGCCCCCUAUUGAGACUUUCAUGGGUCUAGACAAGCAGUCAGCAAGGACACAUUUCUACUAUAGCAUAGCGUCGGGUGAUUUUGUGAUUGGAGUUGUAUCAUCCAUCGUGGACAGUGGACUGCUGCUGCAGUUAUUGUGCUGUGAUGGUAGCAAGAACAGAGACAUUGAUGAUCUCAACAUAUCCUGCUUUGUGCCAUGCAAGGAAAUUCCGAAGAUGUUCCCUACCCAGAAUCCUGUAGAGGGGUAUCAAGUGAAGGAUUUCAUUCGAGGUAUGGUGGUCAACGUUAACCCGGAGAAUGAGAAUGUACUCAUAUCCCUGAUUGACAGGGGCAAAACAGAGGGAAAGGAAUCUGCGCUUACACUGGGGCUGAUCCACGAAGAAGACUUCCCUGUCCAAUAUAGGCGAAAGCUUCAUAUUCGAGGACUUACAUUCGACGAGCUUGUAAACUCUAUUCUAGGGUUUGCAAACCCUGGGAAUGUUACCUACCUGCUUACUUCACUGAGGCAAACCCAUGAAUCGUCUAUGAUGCGUGGUCUUCACCGAUUGGAAAUACCAGAGAAGGAAUAUGCAGAGAACUUGAAGAAACAACAAUCACAGAAAUGGGCCUAUCAAUGUGUGGCAGAGGGCGUGGCCUUCUUCAAGGAAGGCAAGGAGACGGAGGCAAUGCAGAAGCUGAACAAGGCUCUGCAGAUCGACACCAACAACGUGGAGGCACUUGUUGCUCGGGGGGCUCUGUAUGCAAACACAGAGAAUUACUCCAAGGCUCUACAGGAUUUUGAGGAAGCCUUGAAAUUUAACUCUAAACAUCCAAAUGCAAUCAAGUACAUGCAUGAAACUCUCCUGGCUAAGGGAAAACUACACGAGGAUGAGAAGGAUUAUGGCCAGGCAAAGGAGUGCUACCAGCGAGCCCUGGACAUGAUGCCUGAAAGCCAGGAGGCCAGGGAAUCCCUGAGAUAUGUCCAGUACAAGAUGGACAAAGCGGAGGGAAAGUUAAACAAAGAAGAACGUAAAGAUGAACGCAAGAAGGAACGCACGCCUUCCCCUGUGUACAAGGAAGAUCCCGACCCCUCACUGCCCUUCAAAGAGACCACAGAUACAUUGAAGAAACUGAUACGAGAUGAGCACAGGUCUAGAAAAAGGCAUGCCUACGACAGCAGACUUCCAGAGGAAGAGAAAAUCGAUCAAAAACCCAGAAAGCACAGGUCAAGGUCAUCCUCGAGUAGGUCAAGGUCAGGGAGUCUUUCAAGGUCAAAGGUCAAAUCAAAAGGUCAUAAAGAGGAGUAUAGCAAAGAUUCUAAGACCUUUACACGCAAGUCAAGGUCACCAAAAUAUGAGUAUGGAAAAGAAAGGGAUGCGUCGGAGUACUUUGACUAUUCUCUGAAGAAGGUCAGAAGAUCUGGAUUCAGGGAGAGUCCAACAAGAAAUAUGUUGCCGGAGAAAGACAUCGAGAGAAGUAGCUACCAAAGAAGCUCCGAGAAAAAAGAUUUUGAUCCUCGGAAAGGAUACCAUGCUGACAGGGAGAGGUACAUGGAAAAGGGCAUCAGGAAAUCAGAGACUCCAGAACGGAGAAGUUCCAAGAAGGAAAGCCAGUCUCCAAGGGAUCUUGCAGGCGGCUUGAAUCCUGUGAGAGUGAAAAGAGAGAGCAGACGAAGCGAAACCCCAACCAAGGACGAGGUUGCAGAUCGACUUGGGUUGGAGGAUAUUUCGCCAGAAGACCACAAUGCAAGGAAUGAGGACUACAAGCUAUUGCUUUACAGGAAAAGGGAAGAGGAUUACAAGUUUAGGGAGGCGCAGAAACGACGCGAAAGUGGCGAGUAUUUUGAAAAGGAUAGGAGUGGGAGAGAUAGGGCUGGAAGAGGGGAUCAAUUUUUAUCUGAACGUGGAAUGGCUAAGAAUGCAAGUGCUGACGGUGACAGGCAGGAAAGCAGGGGAUCAUACGAAAGAAGGUGGUAUGAUCCGUCUCGCGAGGAAAGAUAUCCUGGUGGAGAAACAUCGGGGAGGUUACGAGAGAAAGAAGAAGCGGAGUAUGCUGAAAGAAGAAUUGUUUCCAUUGAUAAAAGAAAUAAAGCGGAUUGGGAGGACCGUGAGUAUGAUUCCAAGGACAGAAACAUGGCUUCAAAUGAGCAGCGCUCUUCUAGGGACAACAGGCAUUAUCACGAGACCGACUCGCCAAGUCUUGAAAAACGAGGAAUUGUGCUCGGCAAAGGGUCUUCGAGAAAAGAUUCAAAGUCACCAAGGGAUAUUGGAGAUAGAAGCCUGCAGAAAACUUUUUCAUAUCCCAGAAGUAGGUCAAGGUCACCGGCACAAGAUGGGAAGUCGCCAGUUAGAGUGAUCAAGAUGAAGCCUAAAGGUCAGGAUAUUUCCCAAGGCAACAAAGGUCAAGACCAGGUUGAAGCCCAGAGCAGCAAAGGUCAAGAUGAAGAAGUAAAACCAAAGGAUGACAUUUUCCGCGAGAGUGGAGAGCCAGCUCAUGAUGCUGACAAAGCUAAGAAUCAGUUUGCUACAUAUGUUCCCAGGUCUGUUAAGCUUAAAAACAACCCCGAGAAAAGUCAAAAUCCAGAACGACUUCCGUCAGGUGACCAGAUCACUUAUGAUGAUGGCAAGGGACAAAUGCCUUCAAAAGAGAAUGCUAACCACUUUGAAAGGCAUCCAUCAAAGGAUGACAGUGAGCAUUUAUUGGAAUCAAGAACUGUAAAGAUGAAACCACUUUCGGAACUGAAUGUGGACAACGAUCCUAGAUUCAAAUUCCAAGCCAUCAGAACACCAGACCAAAAAAGGCCAAGUUCAAGGCAUUCAUCAUCUCGCGAGGGAUCCCGAAGUGGCAAGGCCAAAUACGACCCUUUUAGACGCUCUGAAUCUAGGUCAAGGUCACAAAGCGUCGACAUGCAAAGGUCGCAGACAUCAAAGACGCGGAGAAGUAGCAGUGAGAGCUCAAGAUCGAGAAGUCGCAGUCGUAAGAAGUUAAGAUCUCGAAGCGGAAGUUCUAGCUCCGGGGACAGUAGAUCUGGCGGAAGACGCAAGCGAUCCAGGUCUGAUUCUAGAGACGCUUACAGCAAAAGGUCAAGGUCAGAAAGUAGGUCACCUUACAGUAAAUCAAAGAGUCCAGGUGGAAAAAGGUCGGAGCCUGUUGUUGUACCAGAAAUCGUGAGUCGAUGGGAUAGUCCAAAGGAGAAAAAAAGUAGGUGGGAAGGUCAGAAUUUCAAGCCGGAAUCAUUCAAGAAGGUUGAUUCUAAGGUGGAUACAGGCGCUGUUCAAUUAUUUCCUAUUAUUUCCUCAUCUCCACCACCGCAUAGAAGCAUGAAGCCAGAGGAAAAGAAAAAGUUGGACGAGAAAUGGAAGGAGCUGAAACCUUUAAAAUUAGAUCCAGAGGAAAGCAAGCAAAUGGAAUUACAGGACAUUGUAAAACAACGGGCUGCUGAAGUUGCUGCUAAAAUAAGCACUAAGUUCAUCCCACUUCCACCAAGUAAUGAACCAGAUAGAGAGCUGAAAGAGAAAGUUGCUAUGGCUUCAAAAAAGAUAAACCAGUUGAUACAGCCGGAGAAAGAAAGGGAAAAAAAGACAUUCAAAUGGGAGAGCAACUCUGAUAGCGAAGUGGAUGAAAAGAAGAGGAAAUCGGUCGUUAACAAAAGGGAAGAUUCAGUGAAGAAAAGGAGUAGAUCAUCAUCUUCUGAGAGUAGCCGACGCAGUAAAAGGAGGUCAGGCUCAGACAGUCGUUCCCGAUCACGAAGCAGAGACAGGAGAUCUAAAUCACGAUCUGAAAGUAGGAGCAAAAGCAGGAGUAGAAGCAGAAGCCGCAGCAGGAGUAGAGACAGAAGAUACAAGUCAAGGUCCCGAAGCAAGGAUCGACGUAGAUAUAGAAGUCGCAGUAGGUCAAACGAAGGCAGAUCAAGCAAGGAUUAUUAUCGCCGGCGAUCAAACGAGGACAGAAGACGUGACCAAACGGAGUAUUACGGGGGAGGGAGAAGAGGAUCGGGAGACCAGCGGGUAUUCUGGUUUCACAAGAAUAAUGAUUACCAUGGUGAUAAUAAAGAUGGAGGAUACAAGCCAUGGUUACGAGGUGGGAGGGGAAGGGGGAGAUUCCGUGGGGGGUACAGGCCCUGGAUCCCCAGGGGAAGGGGCCGUGGUCGAGGGAGGGGUUGGGUUGAUUACAAUAAACAGGAUUCACACAGUUACCGCAGCGAGGAAAACCAGGGCUGGUCCGAUGAUCAUUACCACCAUGCGGAUGUGAAAUCAAAAUGGGAAAAAGAGGAGGACCAAGUUGAAGAGGAGGAAAGUGGUAAGGGAGAAGAUGGGUCCGAUGCCAUCAAACCACAGGAAACCCUCAAUGAGCUUGAGGAGUUUUAUCACAAGCUGAAGACAGACAAGAAGAGGAAGCCCAUAGAUGUUCCUGAGGAAAAGAAGGAGGUUGCAUAAGUGGUGAUUGGAACUUUCUUACACUUCUGUUAAUUUAGUAUUCAUAAGUGUUUUUGCACUGAUAUUCUUACUGUUUGAAAUGUGCUUCGACAAUUACUUGUUUUGUGAUUUUUCUCUGUUUGCUUUAAAAAAUGUUUAUAUAAUUAUGGUUUAUGAUUGUUUGUUUAGUGACAUUGUAUUAUGGAGGAUUUGGUAGUUGCCAACAACAUUGACCUGCAAUUACUGCAUGGACUGCACAGGCUUAUCUUGGACAAUACUUUACAAACAUGGAUUAAGACUGGUUUUUCCAGAGUACAGUUCAUUAAAAAAAAUGUCAGUAUAGAAAAAGACAUUAGUUUUGUUAGUCAGUAGGAGCAAAAAUUAUAAAUGUUUAGCUGCCAUGGGUUAGUGUUUCUUUAAAUUGUAUAUUUGACAGAAUACAGUACAAAGUAUUGUUUAAAUUUGCCUGUAUGUACCAACUACAUACUUUGCUUAAGUUUUCUGCCAGUCCUCAGUGAGUGCUAUGGGGGACAAUCCUCUUUGGAAUGGAUGCUGUUUUUAAAUCUUUUUAUUAAUCAGAACUUUAAAUAUUUUUUUAUUUUCAGUUAAACUGCUGCCUCUAUAAAAAAAACAUUACAAUUCAUACAAUUAUGUUAAUUAAUUUUAAUUAAUCAAUCAUUGUGUUUUUCUAUUCAUGUUGAUGCAUUUUAGUAAACUUGUUUAGAUUUUGGAUGAAUGACAUUGGACGUUAUACAUGCAUGUAUUUAUGCAUUGGAUGAUAGUUUAGUGAAUAUUUAGUGUUUUAAGUGCCAUUACUUGUUUUAAAUACUUUUUUGCAGCGAAUAUUAUGUUUUAAAGUAGCGAUUGAGAGUUCACUUUCAGCAAUUAACAUUUCAUAAAUCAACCAUUAGUGUAAAAAUAGUCAUUAGCAUAUCUUAAAUACCAUAAACAUGAUGGUAAGUAGAUAUUUGGUAGAAUGAAUAUUUGAUUUGUUUAUUAUGUUAUUUAUUUAAUUUUCAAGAAGGAAUACAUUAAUGUAUGUUAAUUUGUUUAAGGAAGAAACUUAAGAGAUUUUGUCAUUACUUAAACUGCAAGGUUUUACAAGUAAAAUUUGUAUUGAAACUUGCUAAUAACAGGUUGUUGUUUUUAUGCCCCCUAAUGGAAAGAUCGGGGGCAUAUUGUUUUUGGCCUGUCUGUUUGUCAUUCAUUGUGUGUGUCCCAAAACGUUAACAUUGGUUAAAGUUUGGUCAUAACUAUUUUUGAAUAUUGAAGAUAGCAACUUGAUAUUUGGCAUCCAUGUGUAUCUCAUGAAGCUGCACAUUUUGAGUGGUGAAAGGUCAAGGUCAUCCUUUAAGGUCAAAAGUCAAAAAAUGCAAUCCAAGGGAAGUAAAAAGCUUUAUAAGGGAGAUAAUUUCUAAGCCUGCCAAAUGAUAUAUUAAAAUUUUAUUUCAAAGUGACGCAAUAGGGGGCAUUGUAUUUCUGACAAACACAUCUCUUGUUUCUACAUAUAAUCAAGAUAAGAAAUUAAAAUGAAGAAACAAUAGUAUAAUAAUGUCUUCAAAUAUUUAGGUGUUCUAGUUAAAUUAUAAAAAUAUUUAAGUUUACUUUUUAUGUGAUUCUUCGAAAAUAUUGCUUUUUUUAUUUGGAUAACACUUUGUUGGUUUAAAUCCAUUUGAAAAAGUAUGUGUGCAUAUUUCUGAUACCAUUCAAUCAUGUAUGUGUUUUCAACACUAAUCACUUGCCUUUGUAUGUAAUACAGGAAUAAAUUGAUUCAAACUUAA
Molecule: messenger RNA, 6691 nt
Organism: Dreissena polymorpha
Lineage: Eukaryota; Metazoa; Mollusca; Bivalvia; Myida; Dreissenidae
Product: serine/arginine repetitive matrix protein 2-like
Exons: 16
Coding region: 249-4931 (1560 amino acids)
Molecular function (GO): nucleic acid binding; protein binding
Source: RefSeq, a predicted model, not a curated record